Messenger RNA from Microdochium trichocladiopsis, 1986 nucleotides. RefSeq lists its product as uncharacterized. Gene Ontology annotation, molecular function: Arp2/3 complex binding. NCBI's taxonomy places the organism in Eukaryota, Fungi, Ascomycota, Sordariomycetes, Xylariales, Microdochiaceae. Gene Ontology annotation, cellular component: actin cortical patch. The record is from RefSeq and is a predicted model, not a curated record. Bases 287 to 1849 code for a protein of 520 amino acids. The transcript has 3 exons. Gene Ontology annotation, biological process: actin cortical patch assembly; actin cortical patch localization; endocytosis.
GUUCUGGCAAAGUCGCGGUCGGGCACGCAUACCAACUUCACCAGGUCCGACUAGCUCUGCUCCUUACUGCGACGCGCCUUGAUUUCCCGCAGUUUCGGCAGCAGCUUAGGUGUGGCGGGCCGACCAUACACCAGGCGCAUCCAGGACGAAUGCGCCACGCAUCCAGCAGACUGUAUUGCUAGCACGAGAACAAUUCGAACGUCGUCACGAUCCCACCCCGCCCAUGCUCAGCGCAACCCCGCGAUGCCAAUGGUUCUGAAGGGUGGGCUCUGAGCGCGACUACGUCAUGGAUGAUCCGGAGAUUCUGUAUACCAUCGAGAGCGAAGAGCAGCUCUGGGACGAGAUACAGCAGGUUGUGCAACGACAAUGUGCCGCCGAGUCGCAUGAGUCCAUAGAUGAUGCCCUGCGUAACUGGCUUUACCUGGCAUCGCGCUGUCGCGACGACUUCUCCCACUCCGAAGAUGAUGUUGCGUUAUGUUCCGAGAAGCUCCUGGAGGGCACUCUUUUCCAUGCAAAUCCGGACUACGUACGGACUCAAAUAAUAUAUAGCCUCUUGCAAGAGGAUGACGUCGCGCCACUGUACGCCAUCGCGACAUUCUUGCUACUCGACGGCCGCAACGAUGAAGACACUUACCGGAAGAUGGUUACGGAAAGUUGCUUCUCCCGGCUUCUCGAGCUCCUGAAUGGUCGCAAGCAUAGCGAUCCUGGGUUGCACAGACUCCUGCUCGAACUCAUGUAUGAGAUGUCCCGAAUCGAGCAGUUGCGAUAUGAAGAUCUUCUUCAGGUCGACGAUGGGUUUGUGACCUAUCUUUUCCAACUCAUUGAGGAGCUUUCAGAUGAUGUCCACGACCCGUACCACUACCCCAUAAUACGAGUCCUUCUGGUCAUGAACGAACAAUACAUGGUGGCAUCCACGACUGCGAUGAGCGAAACCAAUACGCCGCUGCCACCACUCACCAAUCGAGUCAUCAAGUGCCUCAGCCUGUACGGACCUCACUACAGGACAUUUGGAGAGAACAUCAUCCUCCUGCUCAAUCGCGAGACUGAAACAUCAAUGCAGCUGUUGAUCCUGAAGCUGCUGUACCUGCUCUUCACCACCAAGGCCACCUAUGAAUACUUCUACACCAACGAUUUGCGUGUUCUGCUUGAUGUCAUCAUCCGCAACCUUCUUGAUCUGCCCAACGAGCUGAUGUCUCUACGGCACACAUACCUACGGGUCCUAUAUCCCUUGUUGGCUCACACGCAACUCAGUCACCCACCUCACUAUAAGAAAGCCGAGAUUAGCAAGACCAUGCGACUGCUAGCAGGGGCUGGCAACAUUCACUUCGCACCGGCUGACGAGACUACACUGAGACUCGUGGAUCGUGUCAGCAAGGUCAAGUGGUUGGCGGACGAAGGUUCCGGGGCGAGCGAGAUUGCGCGCAAGUUUCUAGGCAUCAGUCUCACUAGGAAUGAGUCUGCAAGCAACAUCAGCGUUGUAGACGUAGCUGCCGUCAUGGAGAAGCCAGGCGUGCAGACGCCGAGUCGGAAGGCAGAGGCAGCUGAAGAACAAGCUGGAGAGCAGGAUUCCGGAGCAGAGUCCCCAACAACACAACACCCGUCAUCAAUAGGAUCUGCCACGGCGCGGAGACCGAAAAAGCCACUUCCGGAGAUCCCAAAACAUCGCCAUGGCAAUCCUUGCGUGCCCGCAGUGCUUCUCAACGGCUCUGCCGCGAGCACGAUUGUCAAGAAACUGCCGCCCAAGGCGCCUCCGCCACGCCGUACUGGGAGGCUGAAAACGAGCAUCCCAUCACCAUCGGGGGUUGAGUCGCCGACAGCAACAAUAGCUGCGCCAGAGCAGACACUUUGAUCAGGCUAUUUAUCGGUGCGAUCUCGGGCACCUGUUUGAUUUUUUUUGCGUUCGCCCCUAUCGCGGCGAGUGGAGUUUAGGUGUGUCUACUAGGGUGCGAUGGUUUUCACUGUUUCUGCUUGCUCUCUAGGUUUGGG